UCCCGGUUUCGGUCGCCACUUUCUCGUCUCCGUACGAUUUACAAUAUCGCACAAGUUGAGUGGCUUCAGUGACAUUUUUCGGAAUUAUUUCAAAUUGUCGUGUGUGUAUAUUGACUUUUAUGUUGUAUAAAUCAACUUAUAAGUUAUUGUAAAAUCUUAUAUACUUGACUGUGAAUUUCUAUAUCGUUCAAUUUAAAGUGAUCAAAGUUUGUUAAAAAUUAUUGGUUUUACAGGAAUUUUUACAUGGAAAGGAUUUAAUUUUAAUUAAGAAAAUGGGACGCAGAUACCCCAGCGACCGCCAACUGAAGCGGUAAAAGAACGCCUGUGGCCACUUAGCGUGACCCAACCGAAGAAAAUAUGUAUGCUAUAAGGCCUCUAGUUGCUUCCAAUAUUAGGCCUAGUAGCGUUUUUGAAGUCAUUAAUAGCACUGAGUCUCUAGUAGAAAAUGUAAACAUAACGAGGACUAACAAAAGUUUUAAUGACGAAGAGUUUAUAUUUGAUAGAACUGAUGUUCGCGCUAUAUUUAUUACGUUAUACACAAUCGUCUUCUGUUGUUGCUUCUUUGGUAACCUGCUGGUGAUUUUGGUUGUAACACUUUCAAGGAGACUUCGGUCAAUAACCAAUUUCUUUCUAGCUAAUUUAGCAGUGGCAGAUUUAUGUGUGGGUGUGUUCUGUGUCUUCCAGAAUCUAACGAUUUAUCUUAUACCGAGCUGGGUGUUCGGUGACUUUCUUUGCAAGAUGUACCAGUUCGUUCAUUCGUUAAGCUACACAGCGUCAAUCUUCAUACUCGUUGUUAUUUGCACAGAGAGAUAUUUUGCCAUUAUACACCCUAUAACGUGUAAACAAAUCCUUACAUCUACGAGGCUGAGGCUAGUGAUUCUCGGUGUUUGGAUAACGAGUGCUGCAUACAGCGCUCCAAAAUUUAUAUGGGUUGAGACAAUACCAAACAAUUUGGGGAACGGCCGUAUGGAGACCAUCUGUAUAUCGCAUCGAAGAAAAUACAACUCGGAACUUUUCGACAUGGUCAACUUUGGAUUGCUCUACGUGACGCCAUUAUGCGUGAUGACGGUUUUAUAUACAAGGAUUGCAGUGGGUCUGUGGCAAAGCUCCAAUAGCCUGCAGCAACUUGGUAGAGUCCAGUGCUGUGCGACUCAGUGCCCGCGUGUGGAGAAAAGCGCGCAAACAAACUUUGAGCCCCAACGAACGUUCAUCGGCACCACUGAAGCCAAGAAAACCAUAUCAAUGAACGUCAAAAUCAACAAUCAGAAGAAAUGCCGUAAACAUGAAUCACGAGAUUGCCACCAUCUCAGCCAUUUGUCGCGUAACGUGCUUCGUGCGCGGCGAGGCGUCGUGCGGAUGCUCAUCGUAGUCGUUCUCACAUUCGCAAUAUGCAACUUGCCCUUCCACGCUCGGAAAAUGUGGCAAUAUUGGUCCAGUGGCUACCAAGGCACCAGCGACUUCAGCACUUUGCUCACACCACUCACGUUUCUCAUAACAUACUUCAACUCAGGCAUAAACCCUCUACUAUACGCGUUUCUGUCGAAAAACUUCAGAAAAGGCAUGAAGGAACUAUUAUGUUGUAAAUAUUACGCAAAGAGGAAAAGUGAGAAUUUAAUCUUACUUAAUCCCGUUGGAGGCGGAGUGCUGAGGCGAAGCUCGACUCGUUCGACCCGCGCCAAUUGCAGCACAGUCACUAUGGCACCUAAUGCGGACUCAUGAGAUUUGCGUCGCCGGCGUUUCCUCUACAAAGUGGAGAAUAUGGAUAUUUCCUGAUUAACGGAGAGCACUGACGAGGUAACCGACAGUAGCGGAUUUUACACCGUCUCCACUAUAUCAAAACGUGAUUUGUAUGAUUAAAGUAGAUCUAACGAUUUCGGACAUUUAAGACGUAACGAUUAAUUAUAAUUCUAAUAAAAAACUCUUUAAGAAAUAAUAGAAAUUAGUGAUCUCAUGAGCUUAAAAUACUAUUUUUUAUUACUGUAAAUGCAUGCAUAUUUUAAUAUCAUAUCAUAAGUGAUUCGUUAACUUUAGAAACGUACAAAAUUAAAUAGGUAUAA
Galleria mellonella (greater wax moth) is the source of this 2057-nucleotide messenger RNA. It is a transcript of the gene NGR-A31, whose product is annotated as trissin receptor. Gene Ontology annotation, molecular function: neuropeptide Y receptor activity; peptide binding. The transcript is spliced from 7 exons. Gene Ontology annotation, biological process: G protein-coupled receptor signaling pathway. Bases 358 to 1719 code for a protein of 453 amino acids. The record is from RefSeq and is a predicted model, not a curated record. Lineage: Eukaryota; Metazoa; Arthropoda; Insecta; Lepidoptera; Pyralidae. Gene Ontology annotation, cellular component: membrane.